Molecule: messenger RNA, 597 nt
Organism: Plasmodium adleri (nom. inval.)
Lineage: Eukaryota; Apicomplexa; Aconoidasida; Haemosporida; Plasmodiidae
Product: conserved Plasmodium protein, unknown function
Exons: 6
Coding region: 1-597 (198 amino acids)
Source: RefSeq, a predicted model, not a curated record
AUGUGUGCUAUAAACUUAAAUUUGGAUGAAUUACACAUUCAAUUAAUUUGUACAGACGAUAAGCAUAUAAAUAAUAAUGUAAAAGAAGAAAAUAAAAAAAAACUUAAAGAAAUAAUUAAAAGAGUAUAUAUUGGAAAUUCAGAAGAUUCCAAAAAUGCAUUAUUAUUAAACAAUACUCACAUUACGCAUAUUAUUAUUAUAAGAUGUUCUAAGGAGGAUUAUACAACUAGAAUCAUUUUUCCCCAUAAAUUCGAAUAUUACAUUAUCGAUUUAAAAAAAGAAUUAGAUUUCACAAAAUGUUCUCAUUUUAAAUUUCUUCUUGACGAAAUAUUAUUUGAAAAUAGUAAGAACAAAGUAUUUAUUCAUAGUUAUUUUUGUAUAAAGAAUAUUUUAUCCUUACUAACAUUUUACAUCGUAACUACUUUGAAAUAUGACAUCCAAUAUGUCAUUUCGUAUAUUAAAAAAAUUGUAUCCAAUUUUGAAAUAUCCCAUGAAGAUAUAAAUAAAAUAUAUUAUUUUACUAAAAGACAUCAACUCACAUAUUACCCAGGGGAGUAUACCAAAUAUGUUGACAUUAUGGAUAAUAAACAAUGUUAA